CUCUCUCUCGCCCAAUCAUCUCCACCGCUCAGAAGCCGGAGGCGAAAAUAAAGCAGGGGGACGCCGGUGCAGCUUCUCACUUUUCCCUCGGCUUGAGUUUGUCGCUGGGCGAGUCUACCAUGUCUGGGCGCGGAAAGCAGGGCGGCAAGACGCGGGCCAAGGCCAAGACGCGCUCGUCCCGUGCCGGGCUGCAAUUCCCCGUGGGCCGCGUGCACCGGCUGCUGCGCAAGGGCAACUACGCGGAGCGGGUGGGGGCCGGCGCCCCGGUCUACCUGGCCGCGGUGCUGGAGUACCUGACGGCCGAGAUCCUGGAGCUGGCGGGCAACGCGGCGCGGGACAACAAGAAGACGCGCAUCAUCCCGCGCCACCUGCAGCUGGCCAUCCGCAACGACGAGGAGCUGAACAAGCUGCUGGGCAGGGUCACCAUCGCCCAGGGCGGCGUCCUGCCCAACAUCCAGGCCGUCCUGCUGCCCAAGAAGACCGAGAGCCACAAAGUCAAGGCAAAGUAAUUUCAAGUUUUGGCUACCGAACACUCCAAAGGCUCUUCUCAGAGCCACUCACGCUCUCACAAAAAAGCUGAUUCUCUUUCCAAAAUCUGGGUGCAAGAACAGCCAGGCCUUUGGGGGAAAAAUCCUUAAUUCGGCUGGUGCGUCGGAGGAAAGCCAUGAUGGCCGCGACUCAAUUCGUACAGUGUUGCCACGUCGUUUCUAUUUAGCAGCUUGGUAGUCGAAAAAAGGAUUCAAAUACACGUGCAGCAGAGGGGGGGCAAAAAGCUACAGCAGGAUUUCUCGACCAGGGUUUUGUGGCACCCUAUGGCUCCACGAGACGUCCCGCGGGCUUCCCCGGGAGAUCCCGAUUUCUUUAAAUCAAAAUAAAGAAGUUCAUGCAUACAGGCCUACCCGUGAAACGCCUAUUUGUACCUUCUCGUCUAGGUCUGAGCCUAAAACGUCCCCCCAGGCCAAAAAAUAUUUCCAGGCUCAAAAGAAUGAGGAAGGCUGACCUCCAGGUUUUAAAACAGGCUUAGCUACUUACACAGUAGCUUUUCAUGGUAGUAAUAAUACCCACCCAUCAU
Molecule: messenger RNA, 1072 nt
Organism: Candoia aspera
Lineage: Eukaryota; Metazoa; Chordata; Lepidosauria; Squamata; Candoiidae
Product: histone H2A.J
Exons: 1
Coding region: 120-509 (129 amino acids)
Biological process (GO): heterochromatin formation
Cellular component (GO): chromatin; nucleosome
Molecular function (GO): DNA binding; protein heterodimerization activity; structural constituent of chromatin
Source: RefSeq, a predicted model, not a curated record